GCCGGCCGGUCCACUGUUUCCGGGAGGCGCAAGAUGGCGGCGGCCGGUCCUCGCGCGUGUCCCUCCGGCGGGACGGGGCGGACGGUGCUGGUGCGGGGGCUGCCCCCCUCGGCCCGCGCCGCCCAGCUGGAGCGGGAGUUCGGGCAGGCGGGGCCGGUGCGGCGGGCGGUGGCCGUGACGGCGCCCGGCGGCGAGGCGUGCACCGGGCUGGGCUUCGUCUGCUUUUCCCUGCCGGAGGAUGCGCAGCGGGCCCUGCGCGAGAUCCGCACCUUCGGCGGCCGCCGGGUCAGCCUGGCGUUGGCGCGGCCCAAGCGGCGCAGGGCGGGAGGCGGAGGCGGCGCAGAGGCCCCCCCGGAGGCGCCCCCACCGGCGCAGCAGCCCCCCAAGGUUAGGGGGCCCCCCAAGAAAGCCCGGCUGAUCGUCCGCAACCUCAGCUUCAAGUGCACCGAGGGCGACCUGAAGAGCGCCUUUGCUCCCUUUGGGACCGUCCUGGAAGCCUCCCUGCCCAGGAAACCAGAUGGAAAACUGCGCGGCUUCGCCUUUGUGCAGUUCAGGAAUGUCCUGGAAGCGGGAAAAGCUCUGAAGGGGAUGAACAUGAAGGAGAUCAAAGAGCGUCCGGUGGCUGUGGAUUGGGCUGUGGCCCGGGAGAAGUACCAGGCUGCGCAGACAGAAGGUGUCCCUGACGAGAAGAGAACCCAGCAAGAAGGUGCCGACGGGAGGGAAGAAAAAGGAGGAAGACCGGCGUCUGCAGGGCCAGGAAGACGUGGCAGGGACCCUGAGCCCCAAACGCCCUCUGCGGAUAACGAGGACGGAGAGCAGGAAGUCGGCUCCCCGGAGGAGGAGGAGGAGGAGGAGGAGCCGGAGGAGGCUGGGAGUUCCGAGGAGGAAGAGGAGGAGAGUGCUGAGGAAGAGGAGGAAGGAGGAGGAGGAGAAGGGCCUGCCCCAGAGCAGAAGCAGCACCGCUCGGAUGUCGCAGAGGGCCGGACUGUCUUCCUCAGGAACCUGUCCUUUGACACGGAAGAGGAGGAGGUGGGGGAGCUGCUGGAGCAGUUUGGGGACCUGAAGUAUGUCCGGAUUGUGUUGCACCCUGACACGGAGCGCUCCAAAGGCUGUGCCUUUGCCCAGUUUGCCACCCAGGAAUCUGCCCAGAAAUGCCUGCAGAGGGCACAGGAGGAGGGCGAGGCUCGGGGGCUCCAUCUGGGGGGCCGCCGUCUCCGGGUGGACCUGGCCGUCAGCCGUGAGGAAGCCCAGCAGCUGCGGAGCACAAAGGCCCAGAAGCCCACUGGCACCCGCAAGCUCUACCUGGCCCGGGAAGGCUUGAUCCGGGCCGGCACGAAAGCGGCGGAGGGGGUCAGUGAUGCUGACCUGGCCAAAAGGGCCCGGUUUGAGCAGCUGAAGCGGCAGAAGCUGAAGGACCAGAAUGUGUUUGUGUCCCAGACGAGGCUCUGUGUCCACAACCUGCCCAAGAGUGUGGAUGACGCCACCCUGCGGAAGACGAUGCUGCAGGCGGCGGGGGGCGCGGCUGAUGCCAGGAUCAAGGAGUGCCGGGUGAUGCGGGAGCUGAAGGGCCGGGGCCAGUCCCUGGGGUAUGCCUUCGUGGAGUUCCAGCAGCACCAGCACGCCCUGCUGGCCCUGCGCCAGGUCAACAACAACCCCCAGCUCUUUGGGGACCAGAAGCGGCCUAUUGUGGAGUUCUCCCUGGAGGACGGGCGGAAGCUGAAACUGAGGGAGCAGCGUGCCGAACGCAGCCGGCAAAAGCUGAGGAAGAAGCAAGCAGCUGCCGGGCCAGCAAGUCAGGGGCCAUCGCCCAGCACCGGCCGGCCAGGGGCCCCUCAGAAGCCAGCCAGGGGCGUGAAGAAGGCCCCGGGGCCCGAAGGAAAGGCUGGGGCCCCCAGCAGCGGCCCUCAGGCUCCACCGGAGCACCUUGGGCAGAAGAGGAAGCGGCCUGGGCCCCCGCCCAGCCUCCAGGCCCCCGAAGCAGCCGCCUCCUGGUCAGGCUUCCAGACACGCACGGAGGAGCAGAGGGUGGAGCUGCCGGACGGCACGAAGCGGCGGAGGGUCCUGGCCCUCCCCUCCCACUGGGGGCCCAAGAUCAGGAAUCGCAACCAGGGCAGAGUGAAGGGGGCCCCUCCCAAGAAGAAGAAGGCCGGGCCGAAAGAGCAGAAGGCGCCCAGAGCUGCCCCCCAGAGGCCCCAGAAGAAAAAGGCUGGAGGCGGCCGGGCGGAGGUUCGUUUCGAGCAGCUGGUGGAGCGCUACAAGCAGCGGAUCCUGGGCACGGCUGGCAAGGCCGCCCUGCCGGCCAAGAGGAGCAAGUGGUUCGAGGACUGACUCGCCCCUCCCCAAGGAAGAGAGCCCCCCCAGCUGGGCGGGGCUGCUUGGAUGUCGGGUCCUGCCCUUGGGGGGAGCAAAGGAGGCUCGCCCGGGGCCCGGCUUCUUGGCCCCGUGUGGACGGACGUGACCCAGGACCUGCGGGGCAGACAGGUCGGGGGGAGAGCCCCCUGCAGCCCUGGAAACGCUGGGGUCCCUGCUGGCCCGGGACCUCUGCAGCCAGGGUGGGCGUGGGGGCCUCUGGAGGAAGGGAGAAGCAAGGCAGCCCCGUGCUGUGCCAGACCAUCCUCGCUGUAAAGAAGGGUGGGUGGGUGAGCCCUGGGGGCCCUUCCUCCGUGCCUAGCCUCACCGGGCAGAAAUGGGUCCUCACAACACCAUCAGCCUGGUGGAAGGUGCAGAGGAGGGGGGGCUGCUGCUGUUCUGAGGAGGAGGAGGAGGCUGCAGCCACGGAGCGCCCCUCGCUCGUUCGGCCUCUCUUAAUAAAUGGCUUUCUCCGA
Messenger RNA from Crotalus tigris (Tiger rattlesnake), 2825 nucleotides. It is a transcript of the gene RBM28, whose product is annotated as RNA binding motif protein 28. Bases 34 to 2328 code for a protein of 764 amino acids. The record is from RefSeq and is a predicted model, not a curated record. Gene Ontology annotation, molecular function: RNA binding. NCBI's taxonomy places the organism in Eukaryota, Metazoa, Chordata, Lepidosauria, Squamata, Viperidae. The transcript has 19 exons.